AUGCCUGUAAGAAGAGGUCACGUUGCGCCACAAAACACAUUCCUUGGAUUAAUUAUUCGGAAAUUCGAGGGUCAGAACCGCAAAUUCUUGAUAGCCAAUGCCAGGGUGGAGAAUUGUGCAAUCAUAUACUGCAACGAUGGCUUUUGUGAGAUGACGGGCUUCUCGAGACCGGACAUCAUGCAGAAGCCAUGCACCUGUGACUUCCUCCACGGUGACCUGACCGACAAAGAGGCCAUCAGCCAGGUGUCUCAGGCUGUGCUUGGGUCCGAGGAGCGCAAGUUGGAGAUCACCUACUAUCGGAAGGAUGGGUCUGACUUUCAGUGUACCACCCAUAUAAUCCCAGUGAAAAAUGAGGAGGGCGUGGUGAUGAUGUUUAUCCUAAAUUUUGAUUACGUUGUGGAUGAGGAGAGUGACAACUCCACAGAGAAGAUAAGCCCAACAUCCCCUACAAAGUCAGACCAAAGGAGGAGUAGAUUCUUCCGCUUCCGCCAGGCUGCUUUGAGCUUAAUGAAUACCAACAAGCAAUCUCUUCCACAAGAGGACCCAGAUGCUGUGAUGGUGGACUCGCCCAAAGAGAAUGAGGACUCAGUAGCCCUGCAGAACUUCCCCUCACCCACCAAGAGCCUUUGCAGUCCCAUUGAGGCUAAUGACACACAUGGCCUCAUUGGCUCAAGCCACCACUCUUCCCAGGCUAGCAUCGGUCCUGAACCACUUGACCAUUCAUCCCCUAAACUCCCCUGGGAGAAGCUGUACCAGACAGAGCAACACCAGACCUCUACCACCCUGUCAAACACCUUCCCCAGAGGCAGUAUCAACAGCAUGAGGCGAGCCUCAUCCGUCCAUGAAAUUGAAGGCUACUCCAAUUCCAAAAGCGCAUUCAGGGAUCGUCAUACAAAUGAAGACAAUGGUAGCCAUGUCAGAGGCCCUUUUAAUCACAUGAAGUCCAGCCUGCUUGGCUCUACCUCUGAUUCUAACAUCAACAAGUAUAGCACCAUCAACAAAAUCCCUCUGAUUGCACUCAACUUCCAUGAGGGGACUGAUAAGAAGACUCACUCGCCACCAACAUCUGAGACAACCAUCAUAGCACCAAAGGUCAAAGACAGAACUCACAAUGUCACCGAAAAAGUCACACAGGUCCUGUCACUCGGAGCUGAUGUGCUGCCAGAGUACAAACUCCAGACAGCCCGCAUUGACAAGUUCACCAUCCUCCACUACAGCCCAUUCAAAGCUGUGUGGGACUGGCUGAUCCUGCUGCUGGUCAUCUACACGGCAAUCCUCACUCCCUACUCGGCUGCUUUUCUUCUUAAUGACCAAGGGGAGCAUAAGAGGCGUGAAUGUGGAUACUCCUGCAGCCCUCUUAAUGUAGUGGAUUUAAUUGUGGACAUUAUGUUCAUCAUUGACAUCCUCAUAAACUUCAGGACCACUUACGUGAACCAGAACGAGGAGGUGGUCAGCGAUCCAGCUAAGAUAGCAAUCCAUUACUUUAAAGGCUGGUUCCUUAUAGACAUGGUGGCGGCAAUCCCCUUUGACCUUCUUAUCUUUGGCUCAGGAUCAGAUGAGACCACCACUCUGAUUGGCCUGUUGAAGACAGCUAGGCUCCUGCGAUUGGUGCGUGUAGCCAGGAAGCUGGAUCGCUACUCUGAGUACGGUGCUGCAGUCCUCAUGCUGCUCAUGUGCAUCUUCGCCCUCAUUGCCCACUGGCUAGCUUGUAUAUGGUACGCCAUCGGCAAUGUGGAGAAGCCCUACUUGGAGCACAAGAUUGGCUGGCUAGACAAUCUCGGCGUGUCCAUAGGGAAGAGAUACAACUACAGCGAUCCUAGCUCGGGUCCCUCUAUCAAGGACAAGUAUGUCACAGCACUUUACUUCACCUUUAGCAGCCUGACCAGUGUCGGCUUUGGAAAUGUUUCCCCAAACACCAACUCAGAGAAGAUCUUUUCCAUCUGUGUCAUGUUGAUUGGAUCUCUCAUGUAUGCCAGUAUUUUUGGAAACGUCUCCGCCAUCAUCCAGAGGUUGUACUCCGGUACGGCCCGCUAUCAUGCUCAAAUGCUACGGGUGAAGGAGUUCAUACGCUUUCACCAGAUUCCCAACCCCCUGCGGCAAAGGCUGGAGGAGUACUUCCAGCACUCGUGGACCUACACCAACGGCAUCGACAUGAACACGGAGGUUUUAAAAGGUUUUCCUGAGUGCCUGCAGGCGGAUAUCUGCCUUCACCUCAACCGGAAUCUUCUUCAAAACUGCAAAGCGUUCGAAGGAGCCACCAAAGGCUGCCUGAGGGCCUUGGCCAUGCACUUCAAAACCACUCAUGCCCCUCCUGGAGACACUCUGGUCCACAGCGGUGAUGUGCUCACCGCUCUCUACUUUCUGUCCCGUGGCUCUAUUGAGAUCCUGAAAGAUGACAUUGUGGUAGCCAUCCUGGGAAAAAAUGACAUCUUUGGAGAAAUGAUCCACCUCUCUGCCAAGCCUGGGAAGUCCAAUGCUGAUGUGCGAGCUCUGAGUUACUGUGACCUGAGCACCAUUCAGAGAGAAGAUCUGCUGGAGGUGAUAGACAUGUACCCAGAGUUUGCUGACUACUUCUUCAACAACCUGGAGCUUACCUUCAACCUCAGAGAUGAGUCUGCAAAGCCUUCAAGUUCCCAAGAUUGUGAUUCAGAUGGUGAGGGCACUAAGAGCACUAAAAGAAGGAUCUCUUUCACACCAGAUGUAUCUAAAGGGGAAAACAAGGAAGUGGGGAGAGACGUGGAUAGGGAGAGGGAGUCUAACUCGUGCCUAAAGAGAUCUACAGAAGUCCUGGGUACCUCUCCACCCAAUGCCGCAGUCCUGGACUCAAAUUUUGUUGUCAGAGGCAAUGUGGAGAGAAGACCAUCUUUUGAGGAUCUGUGCUGUGAUAAAUGGGCCUGUAAGAAGCCUACGGACUUCCUGGAUGAGUCAGCACAGUUCCAGCAGCUGAGAGAGGACGAUAAUUCAGCCAGCGAAAUCACGUAUGGAGAGGUGGAACAGCGCUUAGGUCAACUUCAAGAGCAUUUGAACAGGCUUGAGUCUCAGCUGAUGUCAGAUAUUCACACCAUCCUGCAGCUGCUGCAAAGACAGCCGACACUGGGACCUCCAGCCUACAGCACUGUGACUGCCAGUCCGGACUAUCACAGACCUGCCGUGAAGGUCCAGCCAGUUGCUCUGACUGCAAGCCAUUUCUUUAGCCAUACAGGAACUCAAGGCCCCAACCUCAAACUGGAGAGGACCAUUCAGGAAUCCAAAGACUCCCUGUCGAGCUUGGCCAACAUGAAUGCACCCAUAGAGGACAGCCUUACAGCAUUGCUUGUACAAAGACAUACAGAGCCACAACAACAACAGCAGCAGCAACAACAACAGAUCACAGGGCAUCAACAAUCUGCAUUGAUCCUUCUUCCAACUGAAACCUCCUCCACCUCCUCCUCCUCUUCAUCCCCAUCCCCUUCUGACUCCAACCUCAACACCACUGGACUCCACAGACCUGUCUCAGACCCAGAGUUUCCAAGGCCGUAA
Morone saxatilis (striped sea-bass) is the source of this 3519-nucleotide messenger RNA. RefSeq names its product potassium voltage-gated channel subfamily H member 7-like. Gene Ontology annotation, biological process: membrane repolarization during action potential; regulation of heart rate by cardiac conduction; potassium ion transmembrane transport. The transcript is spliced from 17 exons. Lineage: Eukaryota; Metazoa; Chordata; Actinopteri; Moronidae. The record is from RefSeq and is a predicted model, not a curated record. Gene Ontology annotation, molecular function: inward rectifier potassium channel activity. Gene Ontology annotation, cellular component: membrane. The coding region runs from base 1 to 3519 and encodes 1172 amino acids.